This is a messenger RNA of Zeugodacus cucurbitae (melon fly), 7507 nucleotides long. It is a transcript of the gene zip, whose product is annotated as myosin heavy chain, non-muscle. Gene Ontology annotation, cellular component: myosin complex. The record is from RefSeq and is a predicted model, not a curated record. Gene Ontology annotation, molecular function: cytoskeletal motor activity; ATP binding; actin filament binding. NCBI's taxonomy places the organism in Eukaryota, Metazoa, Arthropoda, Insecta, Diptera, Tephritidae. Bases 479 to 6490 code for a protein of 2003 amino acids. The transcript has 14 exons.
GAACAAAUUUUAAAGCGAUGACAAAGAGAAACUUGAUUGGAAUGCAGUAGAUGAAAAAAAAAGCAACAGAACAAAGUAGACAGCUACAAUUCUGUAAUUGUUAGGAAAAUCAAAAUUUAAACAUUGAAAUAUGUUUAAACAGCUUUCUGAAUGUGCAUUUUGAUAUAUUAUAGCAAUAUAGUUCAUGUUUGAGAUAAGAGUUUUGAGAAUGUGUGUUGGCAUUUGUUCGUAGUAUCGCGAGAAUAAUUAAAUAAAAAAGGUGACUAAGAUGCAACACUGCUCGGCUAGUAGAUAUUCGGUUGGAAGAAAGAAGCCGGUCGUAGUCGUUUGAGAGUAGAGUAAUUGAGAAGUCGUUUAACGAAAGUGGAACAAAGUGGGAAAGGUAAUCUGUUUAUAACCUUAUAAGUGCUUAACCAAUAUUGUCAAAAAGUGCCGAAAUAACAUUUCAUAAAAGUAAAAUAUCAAAUAAAAUAGUAAAAUGGCUGAAGAAGUCGAUCGUAACGAUCCCGAAUUGAAAUACCUUUCCGUUGAACGGAACCAGUUCAAUGAUCCAGCAACGCAAGCUGAAUGGACACAGAAACGGCUUGUUUGGGUACCGCAUGAGAACCAGGGUUUCGUAGCUGCGAGCAUUAAACGGGAACAUGGCGACGAAGUUGAAGUGGAACUUGCUGAAACUGGCAAACGUAUGAUGGUUUUGCGUGAUGAUAUACAGAAGAUGAAUCCGCCGAAAUUCGACAAAGUCGAAGAUAUGGCGGAACUGACAUGUCUCAAUGAAGCUUCUGUUUUGCACAACAUCAAGGACAGAUAUUAUUCUGGUUUAAUUUAUACUUACUCUGGCCUUUUCUGUGUUGUUGUAAACCCUUACAAAAAAUUGCCAAUCUAUACCGAGAAGAUAAUGGAACGGUAUAAGGGUAUAAAAAGGCAUGAGGUGCCUCCCCAUGUUUUCGCAAUAACCGACACCGCCUAUAGAUCUAUGUUACAAGAUCGCGAAGACCAAUCGAUUUUAUGUACUGGAGAAUCUGGUGCUGGUAAAACCGAAAAUACGAAAAAAGUGAUACAGUAUUUGGCGUAUGUAGCGGCUUCAAAACCAAAAGGAGCGGGAGCUGGACCUCAUCCGGCUUUAAUUAUUAGUUUGCAAGUUAGUGCGAAGCGAAGUUAUAAAAUCAAAUGUAAUGUUCAUAGUGUGUCAGAUUCUGUUUAUGUUAAGAAUGAAAGUCAGAAAGAUGUUCCUAAAAUGAAAGAAAAUACUGGAUGCCGAUGUUUGAUGUCGAAGGGCGAACUGGAACAACAACUUUUGCAAGCCAAUCCCAUUUUGGAAGCUUUUGGAAAUGCGAAGACUGUGAAAAACGAUAACUCAUCUCGUUUUGGUAAAUUUAUACGCAUAAACUUCGACGCGUCGGGCUACAUUUCGGGUGCGAAUAUCGAAACAUACCUGCUGGAGAAAUCUCGUGCCAUUCGCCAAGCGAAGGAUGAACGGACUUUCCACAUAUUUUACCAAUUACUUGCCGGUGCAUCGCCGGAACAACGAGAAAAGUUCAUACUCGACGAUGUCAAAUCAUAUCCAUUCCUUUCAAAUGGCAGUCUACCAGUGCCCGGCGUGGAUGAUUUUGCCGAAUUUCAGGCAACAGUUAAGUCUAUGAACAUCAUGGGGAUGACCAGCGACGACUUCAAUUCUAUUUUCCGUAUUGUGAGCGCUGUACUAUUGUUUGGUUGCAUGAAAUUCCGACAGGAGCGUAAUAAUGAUCAAGCAACGCUUCCGGACAAUACGGUGGCUCAGAAGAUUGCGCAUUUACUUGGUUUGAGUGUAACCGAUAUGACAAGAGCCUUCCUAACACCUCGUAUCAAGGUGGGACGUGAUUUCGUUACAAAAGCCCAAACAAAAGAGCAAGUGGAAUUCGCUGUGGAAGCCAUUGCCAAGGCCUGCUACGAACGUAUGUUCAAGUGGUUAGUAAACCGUAUUAACCGAUCGUUGGAUCGUACCAAACGUCAAGGUGCAUCCUUUAUCGGUAUACUUGAUAUGGCUGGUUUUGAGAUAUUCGAAUUGAAUUCAUUCGAGCAGCUUUGCAUUAAUUACACCAAUGAAAAAUUGCAACAACUCUUCAAUCACACGAUGUUCAUUUUGGAGCAGGAGGAAUAUCAACGGGAGGGUAUUGAAUGGAAAUUCAUUGACUUCGGUCUUGAUCUGCAACCAACGAUUGACUUAAUUGAUAAGCCCGGCGGCAUAAUGGCUUUACUAGACGAAGAAUGUUGGUUCCCAAAGGCUACAGACAAAACGUUUGUAGACAAACUGGUAUCGGCACAUUCCAUGCACCCGAAAUUCAUGAAAACAGAUUUUCGCGGUGUUGCUGACUUCGCUAUUGUUCACUAUGCUGGUAAGGUUGAUUACUCGGCAGCCAAGUGGUUGAUGAAGAAUAUGGAUCCGUUGAAUGAAAAUAUUGUUUCGCUGCUGCAAGCAUCUCAGGAUCCUUUCGUUGUGAAUAUUUGGAAGGAUGCUGAAAUUGUGGGUAUGGCUCAACAAGCAUUAACCGACACUCAAUUUGGUGCUCGCACACGUAAGGGAAUGUUCCGAACAGUAUCACAUUUGUACAAAGAACAACUUGCCAAACUUAUGGAUACCUUACGCAAUACAAAUCCGAACUUUGUACGUUGCAUUAUUCCAAACCAUGAAAAGCGUGCUGGUAAGAUAGACGCGCCUUUGGUUUUAGACCAGUUGCGCUGCAAUGGUGUACUAGAAGGUAUUCGUAUUUGUAGACAGGGCUUCCCCAAUCGCAUUCCCUUCCAAGAGUUCCGUCAACGCUACGAACUACUUACGCCGAACGUUAUACCCAAAGGUUUUAUGGACGGCAAAAAAGCGUGCGAGAAAAUGAUUCAGGCUUUAGAAUUGGAUACGAACCUUUUUCGAGUUGGUCAAUCAAAAAUCUUUUUCCGAGCAGGCGUUUUGGCUCAUCUGGAAGAAGAGCGUGAUUACAAGAUCACCGAUUUAAUUGUGAACUUCCAAGCGUUUUGUCGUGGCUAUCUAGCACGCCGCAAUUACCAAAAACGUCUACAGCAGUUGAACGCCAUUCGUAUAAUACAACGUAAUUGCGCGGCGUAUCUAAAAUUGCGUAACUGGCAGUGGUGGCGUCUCUACACAAAAGUAAAGCCCUUGCUAGAGGUAACCAAACAAGAGGAGAAACUGGUACAAAAAGAAGACGAGCUUAAACAGGUGCGUGAAAAACUGGAUGUUCUGGCGAAAAACACGCAGGAGUAUGAACGUAAAUAUCAACAAGCGGUUGAGGAAAAGACCACGUUAGCUGAACAAUUGCAAGCUGAAAUUGAGCUCUGUGCUGAAGCAGAAGAGUCACGUUCCCGUUUAAUGGCCCGCAAGCAAGAGUUAGAGGAUAUGAUGCAAGAGUUGGAAGCGCGAAUUGAAGAGGAAGAAGAAAGAUCACUUGCACUCGGAGCAGAAAAGAAGAAGUUAGAGUUGAAUAUACAAGAUCUCGAAGAACAGUUGGAAGAAGAAGAGGCUGCUCGACAGAAAUUGCAGCUGGAAAAGGUACAGUUAGAUGCCAAAAUCAAGAAGUAUGAAGAAGAUCUGGCUGUUACGGAUGAUCAGAAUCAGAAAUUGAUAAAAGAGAAGAAAAUACUAGAAGAACGUGCAAAUGAUCUUUCUCAGACAUUGGCGGAAGAGGAGGAGAAAGCAAAGCACUUAAGUAAACUAAAGGCUAAGCAUGAAGCUACAAUAGCUGAAUUAGAAGAACGAUUACAUAAAGAUCAGCAACAACGACAAGAAUCCGAUCGCUCUAAGCGUAAGAUUGAGACCGAAGUGGCCGACUUGAAGGAACAAUUGAAUGAGCGUCGCAUUCAAGUGGACGACAUGCAAACGCAAUUGGCGAAACGUGAAGAGGAAUUGACGCAAACCUUGAUGCGCAUCGAUGAGGAAUCUGCAGCGAAAGCCACCGCACAAAAGGCACAGCGUGAACUAGAAUCGCAAUUGGCUGAAAUUCAGGAAGACUUGGAGGCAGAAAAGGCUGCCCGAGCGAAAGCAGAAAAAAUACGCCGAGAUUUGGGCGAAGAACUGGAGGCAUUGAAAAACGAACUGCUGGACUCUUUGGAUACAACAGCUGCUCAACAAGAGUUACGUUCAAAGCGAGAACAAGAACUGGCCACCUUGAAGAAAUCCUUGGAAGAUGAGGCAGUCAAUCACGAAUCAUUUUUAUCUGAAAUGAGGCACAAACAUUCCCAAGAACUUAAUGCCAUCAAUGAUCAAUUGGAAAACCUGCGUAAAGCAAAGGCAGUGCUCGAAAAAUCGAAGGGUACCUUGGAGGCGGAAAAUGCCGACUUGGCGACCGAAUUGCGAAGCGUGAAUAGUUCACGGCAAGAAAAUGAUCGCCGUCGUAAACAAGCUGAAUCGCAAAUAGCUGAGCUUCAGGUAAAACUAGCUGAAAUUGAACGUGCACGAUCAGAGCUUCAAGAGAAGUGCACAAAACUGCAACAGGAGGCAGAAAAUAUAACGAAUCAGUUGGAAGAAGCUGAAUUGAAAGCAUCGGCUGCUAUAAAAUCUGCUAGUAAUAUGGAGUCUCUACUGACGGAAGCGCAGCAAUUACUUGAAGAAGAGACGCGACAAAAGUUAUCGUUAAGCUCAAAACUAAGGCAGUUGGAAUCAGAAAAGGAGGCAUUGCAGGAGCAACUGGAGGAGGAUGAAGAGGCAAAGCGCAAUUAUGAGCGGAAAUUAGCCGAGUUAACCGCACAAAUGCAGGAUAUUAAGAAAAAGGCGGAAGAGGAUGCUGAUCUGGCCAAAGAAUUGGAGGAAGGCAAAAAACGAUUGAAUAAAGAAAUUGAAGCCCUGGAAAGACAGGUUAAAGAAUUGAUAGCUCAAAAUGAUCGUUUAGACAAAAGUAAAAAGAAAAUACAAUCGGAGCUCGAAGACACAACCAUUGAAUUGGAAGCACAACGUACAAAGGUGCUUGAGUUGGAGAAGAAACAAAAGAAUUUCGAUAAAAUUCUUGCGGAGGAAAAAGCCAUUUCUGAGCAAAUAGCUCAAGAGCGUGACACUGCGGAGCGGGAGGCUCGAGAGAAAGAAACCAAGGUGCUAUCACUAACUCGUGAAUUAGACGAAGCUUACGAUAAGAUCGACGAUUUAGAAAACAAAAGAAAAGUGCUUCAGAACGAGCUAGACGAUUUAGCAAAUUCACAAGGUACUGCGGAUAAGAACGUGCACGAGUUAGAAAAAGCCAAACGUGCAUUGGAAUCGCAGUUGGCUGAAUUGAAAGCCCAGAAUGAAGAACUUGAAGAUGAUUUACAAUUGACCGAAGAUGCCAAGUUGCGCUUGGAAGUGAAUAUGCAAGCUAUGCGAUCACAAUUCGAGCGAGAUUUACAAGCGAAGGAAGAGCAGGCAGAAGAGAAACGCCGUGGUCUUAUUAAACAAAUACGUGACUUAGAGGCCGAACUAGAUGAGGAAAGAAAACAGCGUACUGCAGCAGUAGCAGCGAAGAAAAAGUUAGAAGGCGAUAUAAAGGAGCUCGAGACAACUAUGGAAAUGCAUAACAAAGUGAAGGAAGACGCUUUGAAACAUGCCAAAAAACUUCAGGCCCAAGUUAAGGAUGCCUUGCGCGAUGCUGAAGAAGCAAAGGCAGCGAAAGAAGAAUUGCAAGCUGCAAGUAAAGAAGCAGAACGUAAAGUUAAAGCCUUGGAAGCUGAGCUACUUCAAUUAACAGAAGAUUUAGCAAGCUCGGAGAGAGCACGUCGUUCUGCUGAAACCGAACGUGAUGAACUUGCCGAAGAAAUUGCAAAUAACGCCAGCAAAGGUUCACUUAUGAUUGAUGAAAAACGUCGGUUAGAGGCCCGAAUCGCUACGUUAGAAGAAGAAUUGGAAGAAGAACAAUCUAAUUCGGAAUUGCUACUAGAUCGUAGUCGUAAAGCGCAGUUAUCCAUUGAGCAGCUUUCGACCGAGCUGGCCAAUGAAAAAUCGAAUUCUCAAAAGAAUGAAAACACUCGUGCAUUACUUGAGCGUCAAAACAAAGAACUCAAAGCCAAACUGACUGAGAUUGAAACUUCGCAGCGCACUAAAGUGAAGGCUACAAUCGCAACGCUGGAAGCAAAAAUAACUAACCUCGAAGAACAGUUAGAAAAUGAGGGCAAAGAACGUCUUCUGCAGCAGAAGGCCAAUCGCAAAAUGGAUAAAAAGGUUAAAGAGCUGACAAUGAAUAUCGAAGAUGAACGUCGUCAUGCUGAUCAAUAUAAGGAGCAAAUCGAUAAACUCAACAGCCGUAUGAAACAACUUAAGCGAAAUCUUGACGAAACCGAAGAGGAAUUGCAGAAGGAAAAAACACAAAAACGCAAAUACCAACGUGAGUGUGAGGACAUGAUUGAAAGCCAAGAAGCAAUGAACCGCGAAAUUAACUCUUUGAAAACAAAGUUAAGAUCGAUGCAAGUGGCAGAAACUGAAAAGGCUAAGGCCUAUUCGCCUAAGAAGGAUGCUUCACUUAUUAUGAAUUGUGAAGGCUUGUAAAGCGGUGAUUAAAAAUAUUUAAACUGAGGAAAAAGUUUAAAAUGUAAGAGCGUCGUAAUUUUUUUUGCCUUUCUGAGUUCUCGCACGUAUUUUAGAUUAUUGACCCUACCCACAGACAUCACAAGCGAAUUUAAAAAAAAAACUGAAUGUUCUUCCAUAUUUCCUUCUUAAAAUAGUUUACAUUUCGUUUUCAAAUAAACUGAACCUGGAUGGAUUCAAAUAAUAUUACAUAAAAAUUAUAAAUUGUUUACAAAUGUUAUAUAUAAAAUAACAGUAGUUGUUUAAAUUCAAUCAGAGGUAAAAUAUAAAAAUCUUGAUUCAUAAAUAAUAAAAUCGAAAUUCAUAUAUCCCCUUAAAUAAGUCUCAGAAUUAUUGAAAUGAUUCUAAAUGAACCGUAAUAUACCUUCAUUACCCAUUUAUGUUAUCUACAUCACUAAAAUUGCAAUAACAAUGGUGAUUUGUUUUUAAUAUGAGAACUAUUUUGGGCACAUGAGAGACCACAAUCCCAUAUAUUGGGAGAAGAAAAACUUUGGGUUAUUUUCAUCAAAAUUCUAAAAUUUUAAAAUUCCAUAGGAGCUUUGUAUUAAAAUGUUUGUUUGUGUCCAAAUCCUUUGUUUAAAUAAUCACACGUUUAACUAAAAAUAUAUUUUUUAUUAUUUUUUUUAUGAUUACUACAUGAAUUCAUAUUGAUACAUUACCAAUAUGUUAUGUGUAAGUGUUAUUGAAAUUUCAUAUAAUUUAUAGGUAUGUUCUGAUUGGAUAGAAGCAUGCGAUUUUGGUUUGAUAACGCACAUUAUCCAUUACCUUUAGUUAUCUUGCAUGCUACAGAUCCUUCCCUUGAAUAAGACCCAAUUCAUUUGAAUCCGUGUUUUGCUUGGAAAUUUUUUGAUAAUAUUAUUUGUUUUUGACUUAGUAGAGAGAACGUCUCUAAAUAAUCUCUCUAAUAUGCUUUAAUUUCUUUGCAGACGAGCUGGUGGGGGUAUGGGUUUAAGUUCGAGCCGUUUGACUGGCACGCCA